Molecule: messenger RNA, 1004 nt
Organism: Rosa rugosa (rugosa rose)
Lineage: Eukaryota; Viridiplantae; Streptophyta; Magnoliopsida; Rosales; Rosaceae
Product: mitochondrial import inner membrane translocase subunit TIM22-4
Exons: 4
Coding region: 208-708 (166 amino acids)
Biological process (GO): protein insertion into mitochondrial inner membrane
Cellular component (GO): TIM22 mitochondrial import inner membrane insertion complex
Molecular function (GO): transmembrane protein transporter activity
Source: RefSeq, a predicted model, not a curated record
UAAAGCCUCGUCACCAAGGCAUAAGUUUUACUCUCUCUUCAACACGACCAGCUUCAGAUACACAUUUCUAUGGCGGCGAAGCUACAAAACCCUUAACCCUCUCUUUUAACUGAUCUCCUUCUUCAAAUUUUAAUGCUCCUGACCCUCACACCACCAAAACAUUAUAUGGGCUACUGUUGAUUUCGGCUUUGAAUACAAACUACAGCAAUGGCCGAAGAGAAGGCAAAUGAAUCUACAGCUACCAGAGAAGUUGAGAAGGCUCCGAUUGAGCCUCUGCGGAUGCCCACGGUGGAGGAGAUUCGCGGCCAAGAUAUUUGGAAUAACUGUGUUGUGCGCAGUGUCGCUAGUGGAGUUAUGGGUGGUGGACUUGGGUUGAUGAUGGGUUUGUUUCUUGGGGCUUUAGACAACCCAGUAAUGCAAGAUCAAAUGACUGGUAGGCAGCAAUUUAUAUACACAGCAAAGCAGAUGGGGUCAAGGAGUUGGGGUUCUGCAAAAGCAUUUGCAGUGAUGGGAUUUGUUUUCUCAGCUGCUGAAUGUGUUGUUGAAAAGGCACGGGCUAAGCAUGACACAACAAAUACAGUUGUUGCGGGAUGUGUCACUGGAGGUGCAUUGUCAGCAAAAGGUGGUCCAAAAGCAGCCUGUGUUGGUUGUGCUGGGUUUGCCACAUUUUCGGUGCUGAUAGAGAAGUUUUUGGAUAGACAUGAUUGAGUGUAUUAGUAUCCUGCCUCAAUUUUUGCAGACACUAAACAUCACAAAUCAGUAGAAGAGAUGUAGCUUCUGCCAUGCAGUAAUACAAAUAGUUUUUCUUAGAUUCAGCUUCAGCUCUUGUUAUGAUUAUUUAUCCCCAAUUCAUGAAGGGAUGCUUUGGCCAAAAUAGAAGGCCAAUGAUUUUGUAUUAUGUAUUCUGUUGUUGACUAAGAGUUUCAGUUUCAUAAUUUCAUUAGAGGAUGUAUUCUUCAAACUCAGGAAAUGAUUUACAGAGAAUGGCUGCAAGUUUCAAAUAA